Molecule: messenger RNA, 4544 nt
Organism: Phytophthora nicotianae INRA-310
Lineage: Eukaryota; Oomycota; Peronosporomycetes; Peronosporales; Peronosporaceae
Exons: 2
Coding region: 153-3812 (1219 amino acids)
Cellular component (GO): cytoplasm
Molecular function (GO): phosphatidylinositol-3,4-bisphosphate 4-phosphatase activity
Source: RefSeq, a predicted model, not a curated record
AAAAGUGGUCAGAAACGGGACGACCGUAAGGCCUAUCCCUCUUUGUCGUCUGUCUUCCUGCUGGCACUGGUACUUUAGCACUCUCUAACUCGAUCGAGCGCUUCCUCCUCCAUCGCUCGCUCGCUCGCUCCAUCGCUCGAUCGUCUGCUGCGAUGGCGUCCCCGGCAGCAGUGGGGAGAGCACGAAUCGCGGCCAAGGGCGCCACCAUCUACGACUCGUACCCGCUCAGCCUACGCACAUUCCUAGCUGAAGGCCCGUCGCCCUUUGUGCGGUCAGUGUCGCACACGAUGGAGGAUGUGGCAGUGGACGACGACGACUUCCUCAGCAAUUUGCACAAUACUUCAUCCUCCGUUGGCACGAUUGACCUGAACGACGGAGUGAGGACAGGGACGACGGCGCGCUCAACGCAACUGUGCAGCACGUUUGGCAAGUUCCAUAACGAGGUGUUCGAGACGAAAGAGCGGUCCAAAGUGCUCAGUGCGUUACGCCAUCGUGGCAAAGCGGCAAAAAAUGCCUCCGGAAUCAAACAGCGCGCGCCAGUGCGCCCGGCAGCUCCAUCAACGUUCACAGCUGACGACGUACUUCGCGCUGGCACGCUCACGAAACAGGGAAGCUGGAGACGCAACUGGAAAACCAGGUUUUUCAUUCUUCGCAGCGACUGUCCGAGCUUGUGCUACUUCACGUCCGAGGACAAAUUGGAGCUGCUAGGUGAAAUCCCCAUCACGGAAGACACGAUCGUACUGGACCGCAGUGGCGGAGGCCACGCCCCGUUCCGAUUCCAGAUCCGCACCGAUGCACACACGCUCUUGCUCGAAGCCGAGAGUCGCGAGAACCAGAAGCGAUGGAUUGAUUCCUGCCAAGAACUGGCAGAUGCCAUUCGAGCGUCGAAAUUCUCGGUUAACACUUCCAUGUCGAGUUUUUCCAUUGACGGCCGCCGCUCUUCACUAGUUAGAGGAACGACCGUGCACACUUUGCGAGCCACUGAAAAAGAUCUUUUGGAGGCCAGUGCGUCGUCGUCACAGAACUGGGAUGACACGGAGACCAGCGGAGUGGACGAAAUGGAGAUCAGCACAAGACGAUACCAAAAUCCUCAUCGCCUAACAAGCAGCAGUGCCAGUGGCUCCACCAGAUCGGCAACACCGGAAAAUGGUCAGCGGCGAUUAUACGAUUUAUCAAUCUCGGUGGUGAUGGGUAGACGCAGCAAAUUGGCAAAAUCCGUGGAGCAUUUGGACAAAGAUAAGGACCGCACGGGAUGUUUUGUCACUGUCAGUGGCUACAUCCGCAGCAGCAAUUCGUUCGUGGAACUGGGCGUGACAGACGCAGUGAAAUUGACAACUUUAGUGGCGACGUGUGGAGCAGCUUCUGGCACAUCCGGGGAGCCCACUCCCGUGCCAUUUUCGGUCGUUAUGACGGCGGAAUUGGAGCGUUAUGACCAGCUGCGACUUGCCUUGUGCAAGACGCAACUUACACAGAGUCCGGGCAACAUUCAGGGCACAAUUGGCGUGGGGAGAUGUCUAUUGGACGCACAGUUGUUAGGCUCGACGCCGUGUGCCGUGGCAGUGACAGAACGCAGCACGUCGUCCAGAGAUUCCCUUGUUACGAACAACCCGUUGCCACAGAAGAAAACUGGAGAGCCUGGAGGCCCUCUUCCUCCUGGCAGUGGCUCAUCUUCGAGUCUUUUUAGCGACAGUGAGAGUGUGCAGCUAGUGGUACAGGCUUUCCGUUCUGUGCCUCCACAAAGUGUGCUCCCUACCACAGGCGUUGACAUGGCAAAUGCCAAGUAUCUUAUCCCGACAACUCUGGCUCCUGGUCGCGAGACUGCUGGCAAAAUGGCUACAACAACGCGUGCCGAUAUUCCCGGUGGUACUCGUGGUAGCGACGUGCGUACCUUUAUGGAGAACGACACAUUCCUCACUGGUAUUGGCUUGGGGACUCUGAAUGAAGCUCCGAACGGCAAUCUUCGGUUUGUGGCAGUGGAUGAAAUCUUACGCGUACCGAGAAGUACUUUUGCAUUACCGAUUGCGUAUCUGGAUUUCCUCGAGGAACAAGCGUUAGAACGGACGAGAUGGCUACAAAAGCAGUUGCAUGCUAAGCUUGCAACUCCUCGUGAAGUGGAGCGACUGAAUACUGAGCUCGAGUUCUUGCGUAAGAAGCAGGAGGAGUACCUUAAACAGCGUCAGUUCCUCAUUCGACAGGAGAAGCGGUUGCUGGACGAGCAAAAGGACGGCAAGUUCUUCCUGGCCGCCAAGCGUGCUGGGAUGGUCUCAGUUGCCAAUGAAAGGGACUCGUUGGGAGCGUCCAGCUCGUCUGUGGCCAGUGCAGCGUCAACUGGAGCAGAGACGGAAGCAGUGGCGCCGUUCAAGCGGAGUACGUACAAGAACCUCAACUUGUGGCAGUUUCUGCCCACCAACAUGCAGGACCAGUUCCUGUGUACGUACAAGCCUCCUACGAGCAACAAGCAGGGCCGUAGUGUGCCUCUUUCAUCUCGACCUUUUGUGUGGCAUACCAUGACGAUGGGGUGUCCUGCAGCACAUACCAAGGGCUUCGCGAACGGAGGCUACCCCGCUACAGUUCCCGUUAUGACAGUCAACCCGACUGGUGCAGCUGAAGACGAGUCUCUGUUGGAUAGCAGCAAUGAAGGAGAUCUCCCGAGUCCGACGUCGCCUGUAUCGAGAGCAACAACAGUCAACGGACCGUCACCACAAACGACGGCGUCCUCGGAUGACUCGUUGACUGCGUUCAAGCUGCGUCUCGAGCUUCAGGACCGUCUCACUGUCAUUGGCAGUCAGAUUCUAUCGGCUACCGCGGCCUGUAUACUGGCGUCACUGGAUCUGGCGCUGAGUGGGAGCGCUCUGCAUCAAGCUCAGAUUGACCGUGCGCCAACCUUCGGCUUCCUUAUGAACUUUGAGUCGCUGUUGAGUACACAGGGCAAAGAGUACGGCAUGCUGGAGGACUUUGCCGCUGGAGCGCGAUGGCUACGCAACGUAUUUAUCCAGUUUCGUCGACACUCGACUACGGGCACUUUCUUCUCGUUGAAGAAGUACACGCCGGCGGGAUCCAACGCGAAUGAUAAUAACUGUUUACUGCUGACAAUGGGCAUCGAUGACGAGCACAUGUCGGUGCUGCCACCGUCGCUCGUUUCGGGUGACGGCGUCGUUCAUAUCCGCUGCGUUCUGUUCACUCAGGGCGUCAAUGAGAAGCAGAGUCUGGUACACGCCUACAAGUCCAGCGCUGUCAAGCUACAAGAGCGUGUGAACCGGGACAACCUGAUCGAACUGAAGCGGAUCUACGCUCUGUACCGGCAGCUACGCACAGAAGAGACGGAGUUCCGUGUACGACAGAGCCGGCGACUGCGAGCACACAGCUCCAUCUCGUCUUCUGCCAUUGACGACGCCGACGAGGCCGCAAUGGCUAUCGACCGCCACGACCUGCAAGCUCUGGACGACCUGUUGGUGCAGAUUGAGCACCACAUUUGCUCGCCCACGAGUCAGUACAAGAAGAACGUGGCGCUCCUGAUGGACUCGUCGGAUUUCUGCAGAGCUCUAGGCGGCGCGCGGGUCACGUGCUGUAAGAGUGGCAAGGACCGGACGGCCAUGUCCGUCACGUUAGAGCAGGCACGGCUGCUCUGUGCGGAGCUCCAGGCCUCUCAAGGUGCGGCAUUGUGUGCCAACAUGCGGCUGUACGGCGUGCGCCGACGCAACGUCUUCAUGAACACAAAGGCGGACAAGUUCGCCUUCAACGAGAUGCAGCGCAAGAUGCUGCCCGACUGCUACAAACCGCCGGCGGGCACAUACAAGUCCGGCAAAACAUAAGCCGUUAAAGGACUACGACUCCGUGAUGAGAAGCGGACGAUACGAUAAGUGGGAAGUCCACGGCUGUGCCCCGUGGUGUUAAUAUUUAGGUGAAAGUGUGGACAUGGCGCUGCUCAGAGGCCAGUGGGAAGCAACUCGCGGCGCGGUUUGGUCGCAAAGAGUCGAGACGCGACAAGCCACGUGUGCAGCUCGGGCGAGAUCCAAGCUGGCUGGUGAUAAAGCGGUCGCCGUGUUUGAGCUGGCGGUUUGUCUGCUAUUUGCUCGCGUGGAGAUAACGUCGCAGUUGCGGCGGUGUUGUCAAUAGGCAAAGGCGUCUGAGAGCAGCCACGAGAAGUGCCACAUAGAGUUAGUGGUCAUGUACAGCGAACAGUGAACACAGUCAAUCUACUAGUAUCACAUGAAAUUGGACGAAUCCCCCAACUCACCUCGUUGCUCUCGUAUUCCUCUUGCAAAGCUCCUUGGUCAUUAUCAACGAGCUCUUCUUCAUCAACGCUGUUGCAUCCAUCGCUUUCCUGACCAUCGUCGUCGCUAGUACCAGCAUCUUCGUAGUUAUCUACAGCUCCCGCCAUAUUGCUGGCAAACACGCGCUUGUCAUUCCGGUUCAGUGGUGGCAGAGGCAUUGAAAGCACUCGAGGAAGAGUCUGGACGUCGACUCUGCGCUCGUCUAGACGCUCCACCAGACGAGCUGCGUUGAUACCUGCGAUAUCUUGACGAGCAUGAUCUACGAUGUAG